AUGGCCAACGUCAGCAUCCAGACAACCAUCUCCCCCUUCACACAGAAGCCCGUCUGCACGCGGCCCCUCCUUGCAGAGCAGGAGCUCGACGCCCUCAUUGCCGAGAGCGUCAAGGCCCACAAGAGCUGGAAGAAGGUGCCCCAGGAGAAGCGUAUCGAGGUUGCAAAGAAGUGGCUCGACGAGUUUGAAAAGAUUGCUGAUGUCGCCAAGGAGGACAUCUCUUCCCAGAUGGGCAGGCCUAUCGGUCAAUGCCAGGGUGAAAUCAACGGUACUCUCUGGCGAGCCCGACACAUUGUCGACAUUGCCGCCGAAUGCCUCGCCCCUAUCCCUCAGACUAAGCCUCCCGUAGAGGGCCUUGAGAAGUUCAUCCUCAAGCAGCCCUUGGGUGUCAUUGGCGUCAUCUCCCCCUGGAACUACCCCCACAUGUGUCUUGUCAACACUGUUGUCGCUGCCAUCAUCUCUGGUAACGCUGUUAUCCUCAAGCCUGCCCCUCAGACUCCUUCUCCCGCUGAGCGAUGGGUCUCUACCUGGCAGGCUGCUGGUCUUCCCGCCAACGUUAUCCAGGUCGCCCACCUCUCUCAAGAACGCACUCUUGGCCAGUUUGUGACCGACCCCAGAAUCGACUUUGUGUCAUUCACCGGGUCGGUGGCCGGUGGCCGAGCCGUGCAGGAGGCGGCGGCCAAGAGCAAGGGUUUCAAGGGAACGUGUCUCGAGCUCGGUGGAAACGACCCUGCGUACGUGAGGGAGGACGUCAACAUCAAGUUUGCGGCCGAGCAGCUUGUCGACGGUGUCUUGUACAACUCUGGCCAAUCUUGUGCUGCUGUGGAACGUAUCUACGUCCACUCUUCCAUCUAUGACGAGUUUGUCAAGGAGUACGUUGAGGUCGCCAAGUCUUACACGCUCGGCGACCCCUCCAAGCCCGAGACCAACCUUGGUCCCGUGGUCAGCGUUGCCAGUGCCGCCAGGAUCAGAAAGCAGGUCAAGGAUGCCGUGUCCGCUGGUGCCCAGAUUGCGCUUGAUGAAUCAUUCUUCCCCGAAGCCAAGGAGGGCACCGCUCUUGUCGCCCCUGUUGUCUUGACCAACGUCGACCACUCUAUGGAGAUUAUGACCGAGGAGACCUUUGGCCCUGUCGUUGGCAUCAUGAAGGUUGAGGGCGAUGAGGAAGCCUUGACACUUAUGAACGACUCUGUCUACGGUCUUACCGCUUCCGUCUGGACCAACCCCACCGACCCCCAAUCCAUCACCGUCUUCAACCAGUUCCUUGAGGAGCUCGAGUGCGGUACCGUCUACCUCAACAAGUCUGACGCUCUCGACCCAUCAUUACCCUGGAGCGGAUGGAAGAACUCUGGACGAGGUGUCUCUCUUUCUUCCUACAUUUACGAUGUUGUCAACCAUACGAAGGCUGUCAUGAAGAGGGUCGUUGUUCCCCAAUAA
This is a messenger RNA of Cryptococcus wingfieldii CBS 7118, 1434 nucleotides long. Its product is annotated as aldehyde dehydrogenase. The transcript has 6 exons. Lineage: Eukaryota; Fungi; Basidiomycota; Tremellomycetes; Tremellales; Cryptococcaceae. Gene Ontology annotation, molecular function: aldehyde dehydrogenase (NAD+) activity. The coding region runs from base 1 to 1434 and encodes 477 amino acids. The record is from RefSeq and is a predicted model, not a curated record.